Rosa chinensis is the source of this 1026-nucleotide messenger RNA. RefSeq lists its product as uncharacterized. NCBI's taxonomy places the organism in Eukaryota, Viridiplantae, Streptophyta, Magnoliopsida, Rosales, Rosaceae. The record is from RefSeq and is a predicted model, not a curated record. Bases 1 to 1026 code for a protein of 341 amino acids. Gene Ontology annotation, molecular function: nucleic acid binding. Gene Ontology annotation, biological process: DNA integration. The transcript has 2 exons.
AUGUUGUCUAGCAAGUUCACAAUUAAAAAUGGUGAACUGCUAAGGAAAAGUCCUGAUGAUGACCUUCUUCUUCGUUGCCUCGGCUCCGAAGAUGCCCAGCUAGUAAUGGCUGAAGUUCAUGAGGGUAUUUGCGGAGCACACCAGGCUGGGAUAAAAAUGAGAUGGUUAAUUAGGAGACAUGGCUGCUACUGGCCAACUAUUCUUAAAGACUGUAUUGAGUAUGCUCGAGGCUGUGCUCCAUGCCAACUUCACGGGUCCAUUCAGAGAGUUCCUGCUUUCCCCAUGAAUCCAAUAGUGAAGCCAUGGCCUUUUCAGGGCUGGGUUGAAGCCGUUCCAUUCACCUCCAUAAGUAGUGCCGAGGUGAUCAAAUUCAUUGAGCAAAACAUCAUUCACCGCUUCGGUAUUCCAGAAACUAUAACAACUGACCAAAGAUCGGUAUUCAUAGCUGAAGCCGUCAUCAAACGGAUGGCCGAGUAUAAGAUUGCAAUGCAGCAAUCGACACCCUAUUAUGCUCAGGCUAAUGGACAGGCUGAGGCCACAAACAAGGUCCUCAACCAAAUUGUGGAAAAGAUGAUUCAGGAAAAUCCGCGUGAUUGGUACAAUCUUCUAUCAGAAACUUUAUGGGCUUAUCGGACCUCCAAACGCUCGGCUACAGGGACAACUCCCUUUGCUCUGACUUAUGCACAUGAUGCAAUUUUACCAAUGGAAAUGACAGUCAGAUCAUUGAAAGUCGCAAUGCAAAACAAUCUCACAGCCGACGAAUAUAAUCAGGCAAUGUUGCAAGAACUAGAGGAUCUUGACCAGGCGCGGUUGGAUGCAUAUGAUCGGCUUCAAGCUCAAAAUAAGGCUGUCGCUUGUGCUUACAAUAAAAAGACCAGAUACAAGAGUUUUGGGGAAGGCGAGCUGGUAUGGAAAGCAGUGUUACCCAUCGGCACGAAGGAUCCCAGAUUUGGAAAAUGGUCACCAAAUUGGGAGGGUCAGUUUAUUAUUGACAAAGUUCUCGGCAAAGGAGCAUACUAUUUGUGA